ACGUCAACACGGGCGCGGCUUCGGGAAGUUUCCUCGGAGCCCGCCAUUGGGCGUGACGAAUCCGAAUCGCGUCAACUCAUUCGCUCGCCAUCGACCAGCCUGCGACUGCUGAUGGCAUCGACGCGCUUCGCGUAAGCCAGCCAUCGCCGGGUGUUUGUCGUCACUCGGGUGCAACGUCGCACGCGUCUGUCGGCAACCUCCUCAUUGCACCUUCCGACUCGCUUGGCUCGCGCAUCUGGAAGCUGCCGCGGUGUUGGUUGCAUGAACCCUCGCGCGCGUCAAGCCACAGCAGCGAGCGUGGCGAGCGCAGACGAUGCGAAGAAGCCCGAGGUCCAGCGUGGCAGCUGUGCACGCCUCGGUUGUCGAGCAUCGACCGCUGUGUCGGCGCAGACAUCCUUGGUCGUUCUCACAAAGCUUGUGGCCGUUUGCGGUCUGGGACGGCCAAGCCGGUCGGACCACUCGUGUGUCGACAUGCACGCCUGGCCCAGCCAUUUUGUACCUGUGGUCUGCGCUCGAUGUCGCCACUGAUCUCUGCAAGCGCCAGAAUCUUCUGUGUCUUUGGCGAUGGAUCCAACAUUGCGCAGUCGGCGCUUCAUUUCCGUAUUGUAUGGCGCCACGUCGGUCAAGAUACGACCGGAAUGGCGCGCCACGUGGCAGGCGGAGCGAUCGUGGUGAACUGAUCCCUAUCAGACACUGGAAGACGAGCGAAGCCAAAAUGAACAUUAACAUUCAACGAUUUCUUCCAUCAUGGGCUCGGAUGGUGGAGGAGCGGUCCCGGAGGCGGCGCCGUACUUUGCGCUCCCGAUCGAGAACGUCGACGUCCCGCACCCGUAUGCGACGGCUUCGUUCGUCACCAAGCUCAGCUACGGGUGGGUCACCAAGCUCAUUGCGCUCGGCGCAUCGACGCCGCUCCUGGCCGACGACGUCUGGUCGCUGCCACCCCCCGAGACGUGCGCAGGUCUGCAUACGCCCUUUCUGACGCACUGGUCGGCGGCGACCGCGUCGCCGUCCAUUCCUCGCUUUAGCCGCGCGCUGGUCCGCAGCUUUCGACGCGACCUCGUCAUCGCACUCGUGUCCUUCUUGCUCGCAACGGCGGCCGCCAUCGCGCAGCCACUCCUCGUCCAGGCGCUUUUGCAGUACCUCCAGCGCCAGCCCAUUUCGUUUCUCGGCUUGGAGAACGGGUAUGCGCUCAUGGCGCUAUUGACGCUUGCGGCGUUUCUCCAAGCGCUCUGUGUCAACUAUGGCUUCUUCACGUCGUACAAGGUCGGCGUCAACAUGCGUUCGAUCGUCAUGGACAUGGUCUACGACAAGGCGCUGCGGCUCUCGUCGGCCGCGCGGCAGCAAACGACGAGCGGCGAGAUCGUGACGCUCAUGAGCUCGGACGCCGAGCGCGUCGCCGAGAUGGCCAACGAAGGCGUCUGGAUCAUCGCAUCGCCCGUCACGUUCCUCGCGUCGCUAUUGCUGCUCGGUGCGUUCUUUGGCCCGCUCCCCGCGCUUGUCGGAGCGGCCACGACGACGCUCAUCCUCGGAGGCUCGCUCUGGCUUGCGUCCGUCAUUGGUGCAUCGCGCCUUGACGCGACGUCGCUCUCGGAACAGCGCGUGCGCGUCACGAGCGAGGUCUUGCUCGGUAUCCGCGUCAUGAAGAUGUACGCGUGGGAGCCCGCGGUGGCGGCGCGCCUGCAGCGGCUUCGCGACGCCGAGACGCGCCAUCUCCGCAAGCUCAACCGAUACCGCGUCUCGAACGUCGAGUUCCUCUUCCUCUCGCCGCUCUUUGUCGGCGCAUCCAUCCUCUCGACCUACAUUUGGCUCGGGCAUGCUGUCGACGUGACGCAGAUUUAUACACUUAUUGCGUUCACCAACAUGAGUCGCCACGCCCUCUACAACUUCCCGCGCGCGAUCGCCGGGCUCUCGGAAGGUCUCGGCGCCGGUCGCCGGCUCGACGCCUACUUGGCGCUUCCGGAGCAAGUCGUCGCGGGUCCCAACGCAACGGCGACACCGCCGACGAUGCCCGGUGCCAUUGCACUUGUCGAGGCGGCGUGGACGUGGCAGCGUGGCGGCUUUGCAGUUGGCCCCACCACGCUCACAAUCUCGCCCGGUGAACUCGUCAUGGUGGUCGGUGGCGUCGGCGCCGGCAAGUCGAGUUUCCUCAGUGCGCUUGCAGGCGAGCUCCUCGUGACGACCGGUGAGGCCACGAGCCUCCGCGGCCGCCUCGCGUUCUUGACGCAAGAGCCCUGGAUUCGCAAUGCGACGAUUCGCGACAACAUUCUCAUGGCCGCGGCAGUCGUCGACGAAGCCCGGUAUGCGGCCGUGCUGGGCGCGUGCCAGCUCGCGCACGACUUGCGCUUGCUGCCGCAAGGCGACGCGACCGAGAUUGGCGAGCAAGGCGUCAACCUCAGCGGCGGCCAAAAGGCGCGCGUGCACUUGGCGCGCGCGCUCUUCGCGGCCAACACGGACGUGCUUUUGCUUGACGACCCGCUCAGCGCCGUGGAUGUUCACGUUGCCCAAGCCAUUUUCGAGUCGGCGCUGCUCGAGUUCGCGCACUUGAAAACGCGACUGCUCGUGCUCAACAGCCACUAUCACUUCCUGCCGCGCGCGGACCGGAUUCUCGUGCUCGAGAAGGGCCAGGUCGUCUACGACGGUCCUUUUACAAACGAGCUCGUGACUCGGUACCCCGAGUAUGCGUCCGAGCCCCCAAGUGCGGCGAAGCGAGUGCCUCCCGCACUCAACACUGUCGAGCAGAGUAGCAAGGCGGCAGAACCCACCGCGCUCAUGCAGAUUGAAGAUCGCGCGCAAGGCAGUGUCGGCAAGGUCAUUUACUUGGCGUACUUUGGCCACGCCGGCACGCAAGGCGGUGUCGUCGCGCUCGCGCUUGUCGCUGCCUUUGGGCUCGGCCAAGGCGUCCGCAUCGUCGCCGACUGGUUCCAAGGGCACUGGGGCCAGCACUUUGACACGACCGCGAUCGCUUUGCCGCAUCUCGGUCUCUACCUCCUCGUGGUGGGAAGCGGCGCCUUGUUUUACGGUCGGUGCCAGCUGCUCGUGUACUAUACGGGUGCGUGCUCCGAUGCUCUGCACAAGGAGCUUCUCUCGCGGCUCCUCGCGGCGCCCAUCAACUUGUUUUACGAUGUCACACCGAUCGGCCGCAUCCUCAACCGGUUUGCACGGGACUUGGACAUUGCCGACAGCUUGCUCCCAAACCUCUUUCUCGACUCACUCGAGACGCUUUGGGUUGUCGCCGGCGCGCUUGUCGUGUGCGCCUUGGCGUCGCCGUACGUUGCGAUCGCGUACGCUCCGAUUUUGCUUGUCUUCUACUAUGCGGGCGAGUACUUCAAGCGUACUUCCCGGGAGCUCAAGCGGCUCGAAGGCAUCUCCCGGUCGCCGAUCUUCAGCUCGUUCGCCGAGACACUGGACGGCGUCCGGACGAUUCGCGCGUUCAAUUUGCAGCAAGUGUUUCACGACUGGAACCGAACGGCCGUCGACGCCAACGCCAAGGUGCUCUUUGCGAUCGUCGGCGCCAGUCGGUGGCUCUCGCUGCGCAUGGACGUAAUCUCCGUCCUGCUCAUCGCUGGUAUCACGACCAUCUUGCUGCAGCUGCGCGACACGGCCCUCUCGCCGACUCUCGCCGGCCUCACGCUGGUGUACUCGCUGGCGCUUAUAUCCAACGUGCAGUGGGCGAUUCGUCUCUUCGACUUGACCGAGAGUGCCAUGACUGCGGUCGAGCGGCUCCUGCACUUCAAGACGAUCCCAACCGAAGAGCUACACGGAGCCGUGCCACCGCCGAAUUGGCCGACACAAGGUCGCCUCCGGUUUGAGAACCUCCACCUGCGCUACCGACCCGAGCUGCCGCUUGUACUGCACGGCGUCUCGCUCGACAUUGCCGCGGGCGAGAAGAUUGGAAUUUGCGGCCGCACGGGUGCUGGCAAGUCGUCGCUCAUGGUCGCGCUCUUCCGCCUCGCCGAGUUUGACGCUGGGACCAUCUACAUGGACGGCGUCGACAUUGCGCGCAUGGACUUGGCGUCGCUGCGGCGGGCGCUUGCGAUCAUCCCGCAAGACCCCGUGCUCUUUAGCGGCAGCAUUCGGUCGAAUUUGGAUCCGUUUCAGGAGAAAUCGGACGACGAGCUCCAAGCGGUGCUCGUCAAAGCCCAUUUGCCGCUACCGCUGGACACGGACGUCACAGAGAACGGCGCCAACUUGUCGGUGGGCCAGCGCCAGCUGCUCUGCAUUGGCCGCGCGCUCUUGCGAGAGAGCCGUGUCGUCGUCAUGGACGAAGCGACCGCCAACGUCGACUUGGCGACCGACGCGCUUAUCCAGCGCACGAUCCAAGACGCGUUUCGAUCGAACGCGACAACCGUGCUCACGAUCGCCCACCGACUGCACACGAUUCUGCACUGCGACCGCAUCGUCGUGCUGCAGAACGGUGUGGUUGCCGAAGCCGCGUCGCCCGCCGAGUUGCUUGCGACACCCACAUCGCACUUUUACAGUCUCGCCCACCAAGCGGGCAUCGUCUAAGCAGGGAGCUGACACAAACGAUGGUGUUGUCCUUUCCGGUUCCAGAGGAUUCUAGUGAAUUAUCAAGUAAACGACUAGGGGUAAUCUCGUGGUUUCUUCGGGA
Saprolegnia diclina VS20 is the source of this 4609-nucleotide messenger RNA. RefSeq lists its product as hypothetical. Gene Ontology annotation, cellular component: membrane. The coding region runs from base 748 to 4506 and encodes 1252 amino acids. The transcript is spliced from 2 exons. Gene Ontology annotation, biological process: transmembrane transport. The record is from RefSeq and is a predicted model, not a curated record. Lineage: Eukaryota; Oomycota; Saprolegniomycetes; Saprolegniales; Saprolegniaceae. Gene Ontology annotation, molecular function: ABC-type transporter activity; ATP binding; ATP hydrolysis activity.